Molecule: messenger RNA, 7025 nt
Organism: Gekko japonicus
Lineage: Eukaryota; Metazoa; Chordata; Lepidosauria; Squamata; Gekkonidae
Product: collagen alpha-1(V) chain
Exons: 64
Coding region: 1-5235 (1744 amino acids)
Molecular function (GO): extracellular matrix structural constituent
Source: RefSeq, a predicted model, not a curated record
AUGGUUAUCGACAAGGAGACCAAAGAGCAGAAGAGGACGAAGCCCAGGGUGUUGAGCCCACAACCAGAACCUGCGGAUCUCUUGAAGGUGUUAGAUUUUCACAAUUUACCUGAUGGCAUAUCGAAGACAACAGGUUUUUGCACAAGCAGAAGGUCUUCCAAAGAAGCCGACGUGGCCUAUCGAGUGACGAAAGAUGCUCAGCUGAGCGCCCCAACCAAGCAGCUCUAUCCUGCAUCUCCAUUUCCUGAAGAUUUCUCAAUCCUAACCACUGUAAAAGCAAAGAAAGGAAGCCAGUCCUUCUUGAUUUCCAUUUACAAUGAACAAGGCAUCCAGCAGGUGGGUGUGGAGAUGGGCAGGUCGCCUGUGUUCCUCUACGAAGACCACACAGGGAAGCCCAGCCCAGAGGACUACCCUCUCUUCCGAGGCAUCAACCUCUCUGACGGCAAGUGGCAUCGGAUAGCUAUCAGCGUGCACAGGAAGAAUGUCACCUUGAUUUUGGAUUGUAAAAAGAAAAUCACAAAGUUCUUGGACCGCAGUGACCACCCUAUCAUUGAUGUCAAUGGCAUAAUAGUAUUUGGAACCAGGAUCCUGGAUGAAGAGGUCUUUGAGGGCGACAUCCAGCAGCUCCUUAUGGUGGAUGAUCAUCGAGCAGCCGCCGAUUACUGUGAGCACUACAGCCCAGACUGUGACACGGCUGUUCCAGAAGCACCCCAGUCUCAGGAUCCCAAUCCUGAUGAAUACGAUCGCCCCCCUCCUUCCACCCCAGCCCUGCCAGUUGUGGAGAACCCUCGGGAGGAGAGGAGGGAAGACGACAGGGUGGACGAUCCGCUAGUGGACGAGUAUAAUUAUGAAACCAUCACAGAUGAAUACUACACUCCGCUACCAUAUGAGGAUCUGAACUAUGAUGACCUUGACCCAGCAGAAAAGCUCCCAGAAGGCGCCAUUGAGGCAGAAGUUCCCACCACCACGGUCAUCACUGUCAAUGAAACUGAGACUGCAGGGAGAGAGAGCCAAGGCGGAGAAGAUGCUGACAAGGACUUUGCGGAGGAAACCAUCCGGGAGUACGACACCUACUACGACGGCUACUACGACAGAACAGACUCUCCUGAUAUUGGGCCUGGAAUGCCUGCGAACCAGGACACGCUUUACGAAGGGAUCGGUGGGCCACGAGGUGAAAAAGGGCAGAAGGGGGAGCCAGCGAUCAUUGAACCGGGGAUGCUCAUUGAAGGCCCACCUGGUUCAGAAGGCCCAGCAGGUCUUCCAGGGCCUCCAGGAACAACUGGGCCAACGGGCCCGCCGGGGGAUCCUGGAGAAAGGGGACCUCCCGGACGAUCGGGGCUUCCUGGAGCAGAUGGCUUGCCGGGACCUCCAGGGACGAUGCUGAUGCUUCCGUUCCGCUUCAGUGGGGGCGGCGACGGUGGCUCGAAGGGCCCCAUGGUCUCUGCUCAGGAGUCCCAAGCUCAAGCCAUCCUGCAACAAGCCAGGCUGGCGUUGAGAGGACCAGCCGGCCCAAUGGGCCUCACGGGAAGGCCAGGCCCCAUGGGAUCUCCGGGCAGCGGAGGAAUCAAGGGUGACCCAGGAGACAUGGGGCCUCAGGGUCCACGAGGUGUGCAAGGCCCCCCAGGCCCAUCCGGGAAACCAGGACGCCGGGGACGUGCUGGCAGUGAUGGGGCAAGAGGAAUGCCAGGGCAGACGGGGCCAAAGGGGGACCGAGGUUUCGAUGGCCUGGCUGGACUGCCCGGGGAAAAGGGGCAUCGGGGUGAACCCGGUCCUUCAGGUCCCCCAGGGGCCCCCGGUGAAGAUGGGGAGAGGGGCGAUGAUGGAGAAGUCGGGCCCCGCGGUCUCCCUGGGGAAUCUGGACCCCGUGGAUUGCUGGGACCCAAAGGGCCUCCGGGACCCCCUGGACCUCCAGGCAUAGCUGGCAUGGAUGGACAAACAGGCCCCAAGGGGAAUGUGGGUCCACAAGGUGAGCCCGGACCUCCAGGGCAGCAGGGAAAUCCAGGUGCUCAGGGUCUUCCUGGUCCUCAAGGCUCGAUUGGUCCACCAGGGGAAAAAGGUCCACUAGGAAAACCUGGCCUUCCUGGCAUGCCUGGAGCAGACGGUCCUCCGGGCCACCCUGGCAAGGAAGGUCCUCCUGGGGAGAAGGGGAGCCAGGGUCCAGCUGGCCCCCAGGGCCCGAUUGGAUAUCCUGGCCCUCGUGGUGUCAAGGGAGCGGAUGGCAUCCGUGGCUUGAAAGGGACCAAGGGCGAGAAGGGUGAAGACGGCUUCCCCGGAUUCAAAGGCGACAUGGGCAUUAAAGGAGACAGGGGUGAAAUUGGGCCCCCCGGUCCACGGGGCGAGGACGGACCAGAAGGCCCAAAAGGCCGCGGGGGCCCCAAUGGAGACCCCGGACCACUCGGCCCUGCCGGAGAAAAGGGGAAACUUGGAGUUCCUGGACUGCCAGGUUAUCCUGGUAGACAAGGUCCCAAGGGGUCCAUUGGAUUUCCAGGGUUCCCAGGCACCAAUGGAGAGAAAGGUGGAAGGGGCACCCCUGGCAAACCGGGGCCAAGAGGCCAACGCGGCCCAACGGGUCCACGAGGAGAACGAGGUCAGCGGGGCAUCACAGGCAAGCCGGGGCCGAAGGGCAACUCUGGUGGGGAUGGUCCACCGGGCCCUCCAGGCGAAAGGGGUCCUCCAGGGCCUCAGGGACCUACGGGAUUUCCUGGACCAAAAGGUCCUCCGGGUCCCCCUGGGAAAGACGGGUUGCCUGGCCACCCUGGGCAGAGAGGUGAAACGGGCUUCCAAGGCAAGACGGGUCCCCCUGGGCCUCCGGGAGUUGUUGGGCCGCAGGGUCCCACUGGAGAGACGGGUCCAAUGGGGGAACGCGGCCAUCCGGGGCCUCCAGGCCCACCAGGUGAACAGGGACUUCCUGGGCUGGCUGGAAAGGAAGGCACGAAGGGUGACCCCGGCCCCACAGGCCUUCCAGGGAAAGACGGCCCGCCUGGUCUGAGAGGGUUCCCUGGCGACAGAGGUCUUCCGGGUCCCAUUGGACCUGUGGGCCUGAAGGGUAGCGAAGGUCCGCCCGGCCCUCCUGGCCCAGCAGGCUCUCCUGGUGAGCGAGGCCCCGCUGGAGCAGCUGGCCCAAUUGGUCUCCCAGGGCGGCCUGGCCCCCAGGGGCCACCCGGCCCUGCCGGUGAGAAAGGAGCUCCGGGUGAGAAAGGGCCUCAGGGUCCAGCAGGUCGUGAUGGUAUCCAAGGUCCAGUAGGGCUUCCUGGCCCAGCAGGUCCUGUUGGUCCACCAGGAGAAGAUGGAGACAAGGGUGAAAUUGGUGAACCUGGGCAAAAGGGAAGCAAAGGUGACAAAGGGGAACAGGGUCCUCCCGGUCCCACCGGUCCACAGGGCCCAAUCGGCCAACCAGGUCCAGCUGGAGCUGAUGGGGAGCCUGGUCCUCGGGGACAACAAGGCCUCUUUGGCCAGAAAGGAGAUGAAGGACCAAGAGGUUUUCCGGGCCCUCCCGGCCCCGUCGGCUUGCAGGGUUUACCAGGACCUCCCGGAGAGAAGGGAGAAACGGGUGACGUUGGCCAAAUGGGUCCCCCGGGUCCGCCAGGGCCAAGGGGUCCGUCUGGUUCUCCAGGAGCCGAUGGGCCACAAGGUCCACCUGGUGGGAUUGGGAACCCUGGAGCCGUCGGUGAGAAGGGCGAACCAGGAGAAGCGGGAGAGCCUGGCCUGCCGGGAGAGUCUGGUCCUCCGGGUCCAGUCGGUUUUCCUGGAGACCCCGGACCUCCUGGUGAACCUGGCCCAGCUGGCCAGGAUGGCCCAACAGGUGAUAAAGGUGAUGAUGGUGAACCUGGACAGACGGGCUCCCCUGGUCCAACUGGAGAGCCAGGCCCCUCGGGGCCACCAGGAAAAAGAGGCCCUCCUGGUCCAGCAGGUCCUGAAGGCCGGCAAGGAGAGAAGGGAGCCAAGGGUGAAGCGGGUUUGGAAGGGCCUCCUGGGAAAACAGGCCCUGUGGGCCCUCAGGGACCGCCAGGAAAACCUGGUCCAGAUGGACUGCGAGGAAUCCCCGGCCCUGUGGGCGAACAAGGACUUCCGGGUGCCCCAGGCCCAGACGGACCACCAGGCCCACUGGGUCCUCCUGGUUUACCUGGCUUGAAAGGAGAUUCUGGUCCAAAGGGAGAAAAGGGUCAUCCAGGCUUGAUUGGUCUCAUUGGGCCUCCUGGUGAGCAAGGAGAGAAAGGAGACCGAGGUCUGCCAGGCCCACAGGGAGGAUCGGGGGCUAAAGGAGAACAGGGUAUUUCGGGUCCUUCUGGUCCAAUUGGCCCUCCCGGCCCUCCAGGGUUACCAGGUCCCCCUGGUCCAAAAGGUGCUAAAGGAUCUUCGGGUCCAACGGGCCCAAAGGGUGAAAUGGGCCAUCCAGGGCCUCCAGGGCCUCCCGGCCCUCCAGGGGAAGUGAUCCAACCCCUUCCUAUCCAGUCCUCUAAGAGGACACGGCGAAACAUCGACGCCAGCCAAUUGAUUGACGAAGGCAACUCUGACAACUACAUGGAUUAUGCUGAAGGCAUGGAGGAAAUCUUUGGCUCCUUAAACUCCCUGAAACUGGAAAUUGAGCAGAUGAAGCAUCCAUUGGGCACCCAGCACAACCCAGCUCGUACCUGCAAAGAUUUGCAGCUUUGUCAUCCUGAUUUCCCAGAUGGUGAAUACUGGGUUGACCCUAAUCAAGGCUGCUCCAGGGAUUCCUUCAAGGUUUACUGCAAUUUUACAGCUGGUGGUGAAACUUGCAUCUUCCCUGAUAAGAGGUCUGAAGGGGCUAGAAUUACUUCAUGGCCAAAGGAAAAUCCAGGCUCCUGGUUCAGUGAAUUCAAGCGCGGUAAACUGCUCUCCUACGUCGAUUCGGAGGGCAACCCCAUUGGAGUGGUGCAGAUGACGUUCCUGAGGCUCUUGAGUGCUUCUGCCCACCAGAACGUCACCUACAGCUGCUUCCAGUCAGUGGCGUGGCGUGACGACUCCACAGGCAACCACGACAGGGCCAUCCGCUUCCUGGGCUCCAACGACGAAGAGAUGUCCUAUGACAACAACCCCUUCAUCAGGGCUGUCGUCGAUGGCUGCGCGACAAAGAAAGGCCAUCAAAAGACAAUCUUGGAAAUCAACACGCCCAGAGUGGAGCAGGUCCCCAUUGUCGACAUCAUGUUCAACGACUUUGGCGAAGCAUCACAGAAGUUUGGAUUUGAGGUGGGACCAGCUUGCUUCAUGGGCUAAGAGCCACUCGGAACACUAGUCUCCAAAUGAGCAACCUCAUAACCUCAUUGCGCCUUCUCUUUUUGGCUACGUUGUGGUCGUCGUCACGUGCACGUUCUGAAACGGAACGGUUUGAUGGGUUUGUUGUUUUCAUUUGUCUUCUUGUUUCCUCUGAGUCCCAGCUCUUCCACCAGACCCACGACCUCCUGAUGCCCCAGCCAGAGACAGAACCGUUCCCACCACAGGCUCCAGAAUCACAUGACUUAAAAGCACCACCCGGUGGCGGCGGCGGCAACAGCAGCAGCCUCCCACUGCUAUGCGGCUUCUCCUGGCCUGCCAGUGGCUUUGGCUUCCUUGCGUGGCUCGAAGGGGAGAAGCACUCUGGCCACGCCACCAGCACCCGCUCAGUCUCCUUUCUGACAGCCUCACUGGAGUCAGUGAAAGACAUUUCCCCGACUGUGGAGUUUCCUAUCUCUGGAAGGUUCUGAGAAGACCAUGGAGAAACACCGGCCAGGCGUGAGAUGGCGGUUGCCUCUGUAUAGGAAUGUGGACCUUUGCAAGCCCUUCCAGUUAGAAUCUAUGACUUCACUGGGGUUUCGAUCAGAACCCAUCUGGAAUAGCCCUCAAAAUAAUUGUUUAUCUGUUUUCCUAUUUAGAUCCUAAAACUAACGACUGAAACCAAUUGGGGGGGAGGGGAAUUGCAGGUUCUGACUGUAUACCCCAUAUGAUAAAGGUGCUUCUAUUUUUGUAUGUUUGUAAGUAAAUAUUUGUAUAUUAUUAUUUUAAAUAUAAAGUAUCUCUGGCUUCAAAACAUGCAUGUCCUGCAUUGGGCAGGAGGUUGGACUAGACGGUCUGUAUGGCCCCUUCCAACUCUAUGAUUCCAUGACCUACCCAUGCCCCCUGUUGGUAAUUUAAGGAACAACCAUUCUCACUAGCAUUCCAGUGUAGGGGCCAAAACUCCUGUCAGUUAAGGCAAUAAACCACUGAUGUUUGCCCUGUGACAAACAUCCAGGCCCUGGCCACCUGAUCCAAGGGAUGGUUGCUCAGUUGAGUUCCACCAGCCUGCCUCCUCGGUCAGCAUGCUUAGAACUGUGGCCUUAGUUUUGGGCACACAAGCCCUUUUUUGUGUAGUCCAAACGAUGCUUUAUAAAAGUUAAAAUCAAGCAUGUCCUUGUAUGUUUAUGGAAUCAGGGCAAACACAUAACUCCAAAAGCAAGAUAAACUGUGGAGUUUCAGAUGAAUUUUCAGGAAACACCUUGCUCUAUUGGAAUGCCUUUGCUGCAAAAUGCUCCCUAGCCUUUCACAAACGUUUUGUUCUGAUUUGGUCAGCAUUGACGACUAGUUCACACAUGAGGUCAGCUCCAUCACUGUCUUGCCUUCACUUGAUCCAGAGUACAGGUUUAUAUUUUAAAAAAUACCUUCUCCAAAGAAAAAGGCUAGCUUCCCUUUCUGGGUUGCAUCCCCAGGGGAAGUUGCGUAUGGCAGGGAUAUCCAUGGCUUUCCUCUCUUCAAAUACAAAAAGAACUAAACCCCCAGGGGCUCCUGUUUUGUCUUUGUUGGUGCUAUCUGUUUGAAUCACUUUAUGACAACACUGGCGGAGCCCUGCCGUUCGCCAGCCUCCCAGGUCUCUUCGCUCCCACCGGUCCCGGAUGGAGUUUCAUACCAGCUUCACACUCAAUAAGUAGGUUGAGCUGCUGCUUUGAAUCUCAUGGCGGUGCCUUGGAAGACCCGUGUGGAAAGUAUUGAAACUGUGCUUCCUUCUGGGGUUUUGUUUAUUUUUUUUGUAACAAAUAAAAUAUUCAUACAUUUUA